Molecule: messenger RNA, 366 nt
Organism: Suillus fuscotomentosus
Lineage: Eukaryota; Fungi; Basidiomycota; Agaricomycetes; Boletales; Suillaceae
Exons: 2
Molecular function (GO): mRNA binding
Source: RefSeq, a predicted model, not a curated record
GAAGAGAUUUCGACCAUCUUUGUGGUUGGAUUUCCUGAUGACAUGCAGGAACGCGAGUUCCAGAAUAUGUUUACGUUCUCCUCCGGCUUUGAGGCUGCGAUCCUCAAGAUCCCAAAUAAGGAUUAUACGGCGUACGGGUCGCCCAGCGGCACGACUUCGACAGCUCCAUCUGGCCUCCCUCUCCGUGGUGGCCAGCCACCUCGAAAAGAGAUAAUAGGUUUCGCCAAGUUCCGUACUCGUCAGGAGGCGCUUGAGGCGAGAGAUCUGCUUCAAGGCCGCUGUAUCGACAUCGAGAAAGGUGCAAUUCUGAAGGCCAAAAUGGCGAAGAAGAACUUGCACACCAAGCGAGGCGUUCAAGGUAUGGGU